CGUAAAGUUUAGUUUGCGGAAAAAUAACAUUGAAUUUCGGAAGCAAACAUAUAAAACGAAAAAUGUAACACAUUCAAGUGGUUUGUGAUUUCGGGUAAAUUUCCUAUUGCCAUCAGUUAUUUUAAGUGCUUAUGUGCAAUAGAAUUCCAGAUCAACAAAAUUUGGGUUUGCUCAGUUUUUAAAGGCACAAGACAUAAAGAAAUGUAGAAGAAGACGUAUGUGUAAGAAGUGAGAUUCCAGCGAAAAACAAGAAUGCUUCAAGAAAGCGUAGGAAGCGAUGAUUCUGUUAUUAUUUUUUGCGUUUUUAUUGCAAUUGUUCGUUUUUCCUAAAAUUACAAUGUUUGUAAACUACUGCAUUAGUGCUAACGCGUUAAAAAAAUUCGUACAAUUUGCAAUCGAAAAGCCAAUUACUGCUUUAGUGUCAGCUGUGUUACCCAAACAAAAUGAAGAGGCAGACGUCGAACCCUUUUCAUAACCCGCAGUGCUAAUGUAAUAUUUGGAAGUGUAUAAUACCAGUAUGUGCGAUAUCCUAUUCCUCAUUAAUGCAUAACAUAUUAUGCCGAUAAGGGCGGUGCAAACAAGAGCGGGUGGUAGAUGCGUGUCGGCAAAAGCUAGUGCAAGCGAGAGCGUUUCCGAAGAAAAGUGAAAGUCGAAUUCAUGAAAUAGUAAUCACCGACAUUACACCUUCAGUUGCAAGUAGAUACAUAUAUACUGCAGUAUAAAUAUAUUUUUUCUACGUUGACACCGAAGAUCUUGUGGCGAAUAACUAAAAAGGCAUUUUAUAUACAUAUCCACAUAUAUCUGAAGAAAUUCGCGAUAUACUAUGUAAAACCUUUCCAUCACAAAAAUUAAGAUAACGAAUUGGCUCGAGGGCAAGAUAGGCGCGCCAAACCGCGCGGUCAGUAGUCAGCCGACCAGCCGUGUGUGCAGUUGAAGCGUAAAGUGUCGACAGCAUUGAAGGCGGAUUAGCGUCAAAGCGACAAAAAAAGCAAACGGCCAGAGUGAGCGGCCGAAAAUCCAUACUUAUGUAUGUACGUACUAUAUAUGUACAUAUGUGUCAAUUACUCAACGUGUAAUGUAGUGUGACGCGUAUCGAAUUAGUUGCGAGCUGUAAAGUGAGUAUGAACAAUGGACGGUAGCUGCUAAAAGAUAAUCCACUUGAAAAAAAAAUAUUAAAAUAUAAAAUUCUUGCGCUCCAAUUACAACGGAUUUCACAAAUGAUUAUGAAAUGAAAUGUGACAACUUGCAACAUUUUGCGGCGAACAACAAUGUAUGCAACGAAAUAUGGCCUGCAACAGGCAAACCGGCGAAUGCAACACAAUGCCGCUACUACGGUACGCCAUGCGACGAUUUGACAAGAGCUAGCGAGCGAAAUGGGCAGAGCGCAUGCGCAAAUGAAAAGUGUUGAGUAUAUAAAAAUUUGGAAACAUAUCAAAUGGCGGCGCGACUAUAAACAUACGCAAGCAUUAAAUGUGCCAAACAAGUAGAGAGAUUUGUUGUUUGUUGCAGACAGCCUAAGCAAGCGGGCAGUGGAAAACUUUGUGCGUUAGAAAGUGGUAGUUUUUAAAACAAAAAUAUUAUUUUAGAGGUUAUAAAGGCUUUUUUUCCAAAAGUAAUGUGUGUAAACGCGAGCGUUUGGUGUGAAUUUUGUCUACUUCGAUGCCUGUAAGAAGGUUAAAAAAUUUAAAAUUACUAAAAAAAGAAAGAAAUUAGUGGAAAGUAUAAACGAAUAUAUUUUAUUAAAAAAGAAAAUUAGGAAAAUUAAGCAUAAGGGAUUUUAACAAUAUCUAAGCCAUAAUAUAUCUAUAAAUAAAUAUAUAUAUAUAUAUAUGUAUAUCAAUAAGCUAUAUAAUAAAAGCUGCAGCUUAAAAGUGUCAUGAGAUUUUUUCAAUUCUAAAAUACAUUAUUCCAAGUGCCGUACUUAAUUUUCUGCGCAUAUUUGUAACCCACUGUUGUGAUCAAUUAUUAGCACUAAGUAAAUAAAAAAUAAUUUGCGCACAAAAUGCUGAAGAAAAGAAACUGUUGUAAAGCUAACUUAACUUAACUCCAUAAAUAAUUACUGUAAGUGAAAGCUUCACCAAAAGCUUGAAAGCUUUCCUAAAACCUAGAGACUUUAGCAAAGCCGUAAAAGCUUCGUCAAAAACGUAAAACAAAAUCGUGAAAGCUCCGACAAAAUUGUGAAAGCUUCGAUAAAGCAUGAAAGCUUCAGCAAAGCUGCUAGUGAAACGUGAAAUCCUAAAUAAAAGCGAGUAAAAGCGCCUACCAAAUUGGUAAGCUUCGCCAAAAUGUUAGGUUUUCCAUAAAACGUGAAAGCUUGAAUAAUUAAAUUAGAAAGCUUCUUGAAACGCAUGAAAGCUUAAAUAUUACGUGAGAUCUUAAAUAAAAAGGGACAGCUUUAAAAAAAUCGUGAAAGCUUCUGCAAAUUCGUGAAAGCUUAAAUAACACUUGAAAUCUUAAAUAAAAAGAAAAAAACUCUGCCAAGCGCCUCUGCAAAGUCGUGAAUGCUUCAACAAAACGUGAAAGCUUCACAGAACUAGUGAAAUCUUCAAUAAAACUUGAAAGCGGCAACAAAAAAGUGAAAGCUUCGAUAUAGCGUGGAAGUUUCAGCAAAGCCUUAAAAGCUUAAGUUUAACAAAAUCCUGAAAGCUCUGAAAAAAUUGUGGAAUCAUCAAAUCCGCCAAAGCUUUAAUAAAAGCUUCAGCAAAGUCCUGAAAAUUUCACAAAAAUCGUGAAAGCUCAACUGUAGAAACAAUAAAGCUUAACAUAUCUGGAAUAAAGCGCUGCAGCAAAAGAAACCGUUCCGACACACGCAAACCAGCAACGCCUCCACCGAGCGAAAGUUCCAAACAAACACAAAAGAUAAAAAAAUACCAAACGUAGCUUAAAAAAACCCUUAACCCCAAUAAAUUACACAGCGAAAAAUUAAAGGUGUGGUAACAACAACAAUAACACAUCAUACCAAAUGACAAUAUCAAAUCGUUUGAAUCGCAGACGAAACAUCAACAUCAACAAUAACAACGGUGACAACAGCAACACCGCCGAUACUGAAUUAUUGCUGGCAGGAGCAACAAACACAAAACCAACACAGAGCUCCGCAAGCGGACGCAUCAAACGCGCUCGUCGUUUAGCAGCGGCCGUCAAAAUGACAGCGCUCAACCAACAAACGACAGACGAUAUGACAACUACAACAACAACAACAACAGCAAGAGUGUUGCAUACUGAUAGCGCUACAAUGAACGGGAAUGCAGCUGACAACGGCAACGCGCGCGUCAGCAGCAAGUUUUUGCCCGGGAAGUCGCUCAAAUAUGAGCGCCUCAUAAAUCAACCGAAAAAUGCCGGUACAGCAGCAACAGCAAAAACUCUAACAAAAGCAAUUGAUGGCAUGACAUCCGAAGCGGCGCUAAAUACUAACGGUAAUGAGUGGCCGCCACAGCAGCAGCAACAACAACACUGCCGCUUGCAAGAUGAGGCCACAGCAGCGUUGUCCUCGUGGCACGAUGCCCAUUCAUCGUCAACGCCCGCUACAGCGACGUCCGCGGCGACAAUGAGGAAUUGGCAAGCACAUUCGGAAGGCGCGGAAACGCAUUUAUCACCAGCAGUCAACGGCGUGGGUGUAGUAAAUGCGAAUGCCAAAGCGCCUGCGAAAAUGCGAAGCCGCCGUGCCAAUGGCGGUAGUGGUGGUCAUAGUUGGAGUGGCAAUUAUCAACAGCAGCAUCCGCAUACGCCAGAGCCGCAACCAACGACGACAACACCGACAACUCUGGUGGCGGGUUCUGCAAUAAAACCAACACUGUCGUCGGCACGCACACAAAACCAAACUGUUGACAAUGGCAGUGGCGGCGGCGACGGCGGCGGCUUUGGCAACAUGACCGGUAAUGGCAACAGUUAUGUCAGCGGUAAUAAUGUGAAAUAUUUUGGCAAUGGCGUCGACUAUAAUGGCGCAUCUGCGUCCGACACGGUUGCCUUGCUCAGCGCGUUGCCAACGAAACACGGCGAACAGCAACAGCCGACCACGAAUUGGCACAGCAACAGUGCCAACUUAACGCGCAGUACUAAAGGUUUCUACUACAGCGCCGUCGACGACAGCGUUGCUGAUUUCGAUGCAAAUUACACAUCGCAAGCGCCAUCCGCGUCCGAGUCGCCGCUAUACUACUCAUCAGCUGCGUCGUCUGCGCGUUGCGCCUCCUCACCCGCCGCUUUCUACAUGUCCAACGGUGCCGCGUCCUCUUCGCCGUCCAGGUCGGGGUCGGGGUCGAGUUCUGCGCACGGGUCAUCAUCCGCGGCCGUUGCAUUGGCAUGUAAUUGUUGCAGUAAUUUAAUUGCCCGCUGCUGUUUCGGCAUACCACUGCUGAAGGCAAUCAACGUGCGGCGCUGUGUGUUGGCAUUGUUCGCCAUAACGGUCGUUACGAUUUUUUACUACACUCAUUACGUCGAUACGGGCGUUUUUGUCGGUUUAAUUCAGCGUGACACCCGACCAUCUCCGCUUAUAAACUGUCGAAUGGUUAGCGGGAAACACACACGCGAAUCAUCACGAGCGCCUGAUCAUCGUUCCGAGGCGCGGCUGCGCAUCGAUCCGAAGGUGUUGGUGUUCGUGGAGACGACCUACUCAGGACUCGGGCGAGAUAUUGCCGAACUAUUGGUCUAUAAUAGAAUUAAGUACAAAAUCGAAGUGGCUGGCAAAAGUCUUCCUGUGUUAACGAAUCUCGACAAGGGCCGCUACGGGGUGAUCGUUUUCGAAAACCUCGACAAAUACUUGAAUAUGGACAAAUGGAAUCGUGAGCUACUCGAUAAAUACUGUCGUGAAUACUCCGUCGGCAUAGUAGGUUUUGUCAGCCCGAGCGAGGAGACUUUGGUGGCGGCACAGUUGCGCGGUUUUCCACUCUACAUACAUACGAAUUUGCGCCUACGCGACGCCAGUCUCAAUCCCGCCUCGCCAGUGUUGCGUCUGACGCGUGCCGGUGAAACGGCGUGGGGCGCUUUACCCGGCGAUGACUGGGCCGUCUUCCAACACAAUCACACCACCUACGAACCGGUGGAAUGGGCGCAGCGUAACACACAGGACUUUCCAUCGGACAGCGAUGGUCAAGUGCAAUUACCACUCACCACUGUGCUGCAAGAUCAUGGCCAUUUUGAUGGCAUACAGCGCGUGUUUUUCGGCAGUAGUUUGCGUUUCUGGCUACACCGCUUACUAUUUCUGGACGCGCUGUCGUACUUGAGUCACGGUCAGCUGAGCUUAAGCCUUGAACGUAUGAUAUUAGUGGAUAUCGACGAUAUUUUCGUGGGUGAGCGCGGUACGCGCCUGCGUCCGGACGAUGUGCAGGCACUGAUAGCCACACAGCGUAUUAUUGCGUCGAUGGUGCCGGGUUUCCGCUUCAACUUGGGUUUCUCCGGCAAGUUCUAUCAUCACGGCGAGCGCGAAGAGAAUUUGGGCGAUGACUAUUUGUUGCGUAAUGUGCAGGAAUUCAAUUGGUUCUCGCACAUGUGGAAGCAUCAACAGCCGCACCUUUAUGACAAUCUGACUUUGCUUAUGUCAGAGAUGCAACUGAAUUACGCCUUUGCCAAGGAGCACAACAUACCUACUGACUCCGGCUACUCAAUAUCGCCGCAUCAUUCGGGCGUAUACCCGGCGCAUGAAAUACUGUACAUAGCGUGGAAGAAUAUUUGGAAUGUGAAAGUCACGUCCACGGAAGAGUAUCCGCAUUUGCGACCCGCACGCUUACGGCGUGGCUUUAUACACCGUGACAUAAUGGUGUUGCCACGGCAGACAUGUGGUCUCUUCACGCACACCAUGUACAUCGAUCGCUAUCCAGGCGGACGUGACAAGCUUGACGAAUCGAUACAGGGUGGUGAACUCUUCCAAACUAUAGUCUAUAAUCCGAUAAAUAUUUUCAUGACACAUAUGUCGAACUAUGGCUCGGAUCGGCUGGCUUUAUAUACGUUCCAAUCGGUAAUAAAGUUCCUGCAAUGCUGGACUAAUCUGAAACUCAGCUCAGCGCCGCCCAUACAAUUAGCGGAAAUGUAUUUCCGUCUGCAUCCCGAAGAAGUGGAUCCCGUUUGGGGUAAUCCGUGUGACGAUCCACGCCAUAAGAAAAUCUGGUCGAAGAAGAAAAGCUGUGAUUCAUUACCCAAAUUUCUAGUGAUUGGUCCACAGAAAACGGGUACAACUGCACUCUACACAUUCCUCUCUAUGCACUCGAGCAUCACUAGUAAUAUACCCAGCCCCGACACAUUCGAAGAAAUACAAUUCUUUAAUGGCAACAACUAUUAUCGUGGCCUCGACUGGUACAUGGACUUCUUCCCGUCCGACUCGAACAGCAACACCACCGUGGCCACCCCAACGCGUUAUAUGUUUGAGAAAAGUGCGACCUAUUUCGAUGGUGAAGCAGUGCCAAAACGUGCACACGCUCUGCUGCCGCAUGCAAAGAUCGUAUCGAUUCUUAUCUCGCCAGCGAAACGCGCCUAUUCGUGGUAUCAACAUCAGCGGGCACAUGGUGACGCGAUCGCCAAUAACUACAGCUUCUAUCAGGUAAUCACAGCCAGCGAAUCGGCGCCAAAGGCUCUAAAGGAUUUACGUAAUCGCUGCCUGAAUCCCGGCAAAUACGCACAGCACCUGGAGCAUUGGCUGGCCUACUAUCCCGCCCAGCAACUGCAUAUCAUCGAUGGCGAACAGUUACGACUCAACCCGGUGGAUGUGAUGAACGAUUUGCAGCGCUUCCUCAAAAUACAACCGACGCUCGACUAUUCGAAUCAUUUGCGCUUCGAUGCGAAGAAGGGAUUCUUCUGUCAGGCACUCAGCGAGAAGCGCAAUAAAUGUUUGGGCAAAUCGAAGGGCCGUCAAUAUCCGUCGAUGGACGAACGCAGCGCCAAGCUGCUGCAGCGCUACUAUCUCAGCCACAACACAGCGCUGGUGAAGCUGUUGAAGAAGUUGGGCUCACGACCCAUACCACAGUGGCUGAAAGACGACCUCUCGACGGGCACGUGAUAGCUAAUGCAAUUCCGGCGACUGCGCAACAAGCUGCGAAAACAAUUCGAAAUGGUGUUUGUAAGACUCAAACAACAGACAGACACGAACAACGACAACGAGGUGAUAAAGGAGGAGGACGAAACGCCUAAAAGUAUACCAUACAGACAUCACAGACGCAACAGCUGGACACGCUAUUAGCGCAGCACAGUCGUGUGGAGCAUGGCAGUCGAGUCAAACAA
Messenger RNA from Bactrocera latifrons, 7203 nucleotides. RefSeq names its product bifunctional heparan sulfate N-deacetylase/N-sulfotransferase (gene sfl). The record is from RefSeq and is a predicted model, not a curated record. The transcript has 9 exons. Gene Ontology annotation, molecular function: heparan sulfate N-sulfotransferase activity; deacetylase activity. Gene Ontology annotation, cellular component: Golgi apparatus. NCBI's taxonomy places the organism in Eukaryota, Metazoa, Arthropoda, Insecta, Diptera, Tephritidae. Bases 2963 to 6982 code for a protein of 1339 amino acids.